CUUCCGUGUCCCUCUUUCCACAGCGGCCGUCGCUCUUCUACUCCGCUCUCAGUGGCGUGUUUAACGAUGAAGCAGCAGCCUGAAAGGUGACUGCGCGCCCCGAGGAGACGCCGAAGCCGCUGACUGCGGGACUUCAUUCACCUGGACGCAGGCCGCUUGAAACCAAGUGUUUUACGGACGUUGAAGCGCGUUCACAAUUACGGAGCUUAACCUGAACAAAAUCUGAAACCACUGUCUUUCACAAUGAAGAUGGACGUCCCUUACAACCAGCUGGUGGAAGUGGAGAGGAGGAGACAAGAAGCCAAUAGGAAAGCACAGAUGAACUCCUGGUGUGUGAUGGCUGUGGUUGCUGUGGCGACGGUGCUGCUGGGCUCCAUGGCCCUCUACAUCCUCCUCACUCCGAGGGUCUCCUCCUCCCGUCCAGCUCCGAGCAGCAGCCUCCGUCUGCCGCGGGGGGAGUCCUGCUCAGACCCCUGCGAGAUCGUUUUGUUGGAGAGCAUCCCUGAAGGUCUGGAGUUCAACUCCAGCACCGCUCACCCCACCAUCUUCCAGGCCUGGCUCAAUCUGAUGGGUGGGGCCCGCAGCAGUAUCGACAUCGCCUCCUUCUAUUGGACGCUCACCAAUAAAGACACAGGCACUGACGAGCCGACAGCCAAUCAGGGUGAGACCGUUCUGAAGACGCUGGCCGAGCUCUCCGGGAAGGUGUCUGUUCGUAUUGCAGUGAACACGCCACAGGAGAGUCAACCGCAAGGAGACCUCACACUGCUCCGAGACUCAGGAGCUGACAUCAGGACCGUUAACAUGAGAGCGCUCACCUCCGGCGUCCUUCACACCAAGUUCUGGGUCGUGGACAAGAGACACAUUUAUAUUGGCAGCGCCAACAUGGACUGGAGGUCCCUCACACAGGUGAAGGAGCUCGGCGUCGUGGUCUACAACUGCAGCUGCCUGGCUGCGGACCUGGGUAAGAUCUUCGAGGCCUAUUGGCUCCUGGGCCACAGCCAGUCCGUCCCAUCGCCCUGGCCUGACAGCUUCACCACCGUCUACAACAAGGACACGCCCCUCCAGCUGCCACUCAACAGCACGCCGUCCAGCGUCUACCUGUCGAGUUCCCCUCCGUCCUUCUGUGCAGCCGGCAGGACUCCCGAUCUCCAGUCCAUCCUCGGUGUGAUAGAGGACGCCGAGAGCUUCAUCUACAUCGCCGUCAUGAACUACCUGCCCACCAUGGAGUUCUCCAGUCCUAAAAGGUACUGGGCCGACAUCGACACCAGGCUGAGGCGGGUCGCCUAUGAGAAGCGGGUGAAGGUGCGGCUGCUGAUCAGCUGCUGGGGAAGCUCCAAACCGGUCAUGUUUCCCUUCCUGAGGUCUCUGGCCUCCGUGUACGACCCGAAGAGCCGACUGGACAUCCAGGUGAGGCUGUUUGUGGUGCCGACCAGCCCCGAGCAGAAGGAGAUCCCCUUUGCCAGAGUCAACCACAACAAGUACAUGGUGACCGAUAAGAUAGCCUACAUAGGGACGUCUAACUGGUCAGGUGACUACUUUGUGAGCACGGCCGGCUCGGCGCUGGUCGUCAACCAGACCGCGUCAGAGUCCCGAGAGCCGACCCUCCAGUCGCAGCUGCGGGCCGUGUUCGAGCGGGACUGGGACUCGGACUACAGCGCCCCUCUCACCCAGCACUCCAACCACAGGGACCUGUGUUAGCUCGGCGCAGCGGGGGGGAGGGGGGACACCUCUGUUCACCAACGUGAACGUGGAAGCUUCAGUGUUUGAGAAACGAGACGGCGGGGUGUUGUUCCCCUGUCAGCUGAGGUCCAGAGGAACAUCGUAGACUUCCAGUGAGAGCGGCUAAUCACAGCUUUGAUGCAAACUCCCGUUUGACCGGAGUAGUGUGCCAUUGAUCCACUGAGCUGCCCAGUACUGCCAGUUUCAUGCUGUUAAAGGGUUGUUCACAGCUGCGUUUUUAUUUUACGGCUAAUUAUUUAUUUCAACGCUGAUUCAAACUAAAUGUUUGUCUGAUGGGACAUGUGAAAUAACAGCUUUCACGUCGGGCAGUUUGCUUCAUUUAAUCGAGUGUUUCGUGUUUCAUGAGUGAAUGGACAUUUCUCAAAGGGUUUUCCCGUUUGGGUAACGAGUAGUUGUUACACUCAUUCAGUGUUAGUUUGCCAAACCGGAUAAAGGUUUGUUUGUUCGUUGACCACUUUCUAGUUUUAGAAACAAUAUUGCUCUUGUUUCUAUACAACAUCAGCCUCAUUGGCAGUUUUAUCUUUACUAUCCCAGCUUACGUCAGAGGUUUUUAUUUUUUAGAUUUAUUGAAUCUUUUAGUUUGCCUUAGUACCCUGGGACAAUAAGUUAUAUUCAAGCUGGUGAGCUGUACAUAUGAUGUCAAUUCCACUCUAUCGUCAGAACAGUUCUUUUGAAUGAAUUUAAUACUAAAUCAGCAGUCUACACAAUAGAUUGAAAUGUUACAGUAUGUGUAAAUAACCCGCAUUUAAUGACUUCUGUGUGGAGAAUGGAAGUACCGAUUGCUGAAGUCGGUUGUUAUGGCAACCGUCUGAAUAAGCUGUUAGUGGCAUGCUCAGUUCAUGUCCUUAUCAGCUUCCCUCUUUAAACAGAAAUGACUCAAUAAAUAUAUUUCAAUCAAAACUCUUCUUUACUCUGAUACGCAUGUAUGUAUUUAUUUACAACACAUCUAGUGUUUGAUUGAUGACUCCUCGUUUUGUCCACGCAUUCUCAACCUUAUUAAACAGAAACAGCAUUCCCUCA
Gasterosteus aculeatus aculeatus (three-spined stickleback) is the source of this 2760-nucleotide messenger RNA. RefSeq names its product phospholipase D family member 3 (gene pld3). NCBI's taxonomy places the organism in Eukaryota, Metazoa, Chordata, Actinopteri, Perciformes, Gasterosteidae. Gene Ontology annotation, molecular function: catalytic activity. The record is from RefSeq and is a predicted model, not a curated record.